CAUCAGUAUUUUACACCGAUUUCUCAGUCUGCUAUACACGUUUCUAUUCGAGAGGUGUAUAUAGAGCUACUGAAAAUGUUAAAUAGGUUCUUCUUCCUGAAGGUGUUUAGCCUUAUUUUGAGUCUAAUCACCUGCUCUACAGCACAAGCCCCAGCAACUCCAGGGCCAAUUGCUUUCACCAGAGAUUGUCCAGACAACUUGUCCUGCCCACGUGACGAUGGUACAUUGCAGUGCUACUCAAGAUCACAGCUUUGCAAUGGAAACCAAGACUGUGUGGGAGGCUCUGACGAGGGACUCAAUUUGAACGCAUUGGACUGUACUGGAAUUUUCACUGGAAGAACUACUGCACCAAUCGCUUCCUUUGUGUGCGGUGCUGGAGUUGUUGUGGAGCUGGACGAGCUGUGUGAUGGUGUUGAUGACUGCGGUGGUGGUGAUGACGAAGAAACUGCUCUUUGCGAGAACAAGUGCUUGUUUCCAUACUACGGGUCUUGUUCCUUUUCAAGAGAAUGUAUCUUUACUGACUUGGACUUGAAUUGUGGUUUGUGUCGUCCUGGCUGGGCUAGAAAUCCUGCUGUCCCAUUUGGAGAAUGCUUAUUUGCUCGGUUCCGUUUCUCACUGACCACUUUCUCUGUGGAUGAGAAUAAUGGUCCACUCGUUGGAUCUAUCACUCUGGACACAGCUGGUCAACUUGAUCGGGCCAUUUCAGUAGUCGUUCAGACUAAUCCUACUGGAAGUGCAAUUCCUUUUACUGACUACACACCCAUUGUGACCACCCUCCUCUUCCCAGUAAAUUCCGUAGGAGGCACUACGAUCAAUUUCGAAGUCCCCAUUAUUGAUGACCCCAAUUGUGAAAAUUCCGAGACAUUUGGUCUGUCUGCUACUAUAGUAGACAACCUCGGAAACUUCACCGCUGGUGGAGAUACAGCGACUGGUGUCAUCAUUGAUAAUGAUAAUUGCUUCAUUGGAUUUCAAUUUCCUGAUUACACUGUGCCAAUGGAAGGAAUCACAUACAUGGACGUUUGUCUGGUUACAACUGGGAUUGGGCAACUUACCUCUUCUUGUCAAGUACAAGUUAGCUUGGCACAAUCUUUGUUUGGCCAGCUUCCUUCCGGCAAGACACAAGCAAUGAUUCCUGGAGAUGCCACUCUUUUGAACCCAAUGGACUUCACUUUCGGCCCUGGUCAAGCAACAAUACAGUGCCUCAACAUACAAAUUGAGGCUGACGCAAUUGCUGAAGGAUCUGAAGUGUUCCAAGUAAACGUAAAUGGCCUUGGCUCUGGUGGAUCUCCUUGUGAUAUUGAUCCGAGUACUGAUGAAUCACAAGUGUGCAUACCAAGUGGAGAUAUUGAGUUUCAGUUCUCUGAAAAUGUGUAUAAUGUUGUUGAGGGUGGUCCUGGAUUUGUAUUGGUGUGUGUUGACUUGAUAAAUGGCUUCAUUGCUGUUGAUACACCCAUUACACUGACCACUAACGACAUUUCUGCUAAUGCUGACAUUCCUGAUCAGUAUGGAUGUAUCGACUACUUCAGUGCACCUAACCCCAACCCCAUUAUCUUCCCUGCUGGGACAUCACCUGGAGUUGCAGGCGCUACACAGUGCAGUAGUAUCACCAUCAACGACGACAAUUGUUGUGAGCUCACUGAGAGCUUUGGUGUCACCGCUUCCUCUAACGAUCCUGAUGUAAUGUUUCCUAACGGAGAUUUUGCCAUUGUCAAUAUUGAAGAUAACGAUUUUAAGAUAUUUGGAUUCAUUCCAACAUCUGUGACUGUGCCUGAAGGCGUUACUGCUGAGUUGGCAAUACAGAUAGUCAACAACGUGGUGGUGACAGCUGCUGUUUCACCUGUCACUGCAACCUAUAAAAUACUUCCUGGUGGAACUGCAACAGGUGGUGGAGUGGAUCAUAAUGGUGUUGAUGGAACAGUGGUGUUCCCACCCGGAUCUGGACAGGGUUCUCAACAACCGAUCUUCAUUCAAACAUUCGAUGAUAAUAAUAAUGAACCUACUGAGACUAUCUUAAUAGAGGGAUGUGCUGAUGCUCCAGACACGUUUGCUCCAAAUAUGGCUACAGUUGUUAUUAUCGAUGAUGAUGUGUGUGAGGUUGGAUUUGAGAUGAGCACUUACUCUGUUCUGGAGAGUGCUGGAAUGGUCGAGUUCUGUCUGGUCAAACUUAAUAAUGUUCAACUCUCUGGACCUGUCGAUGUGCUGAUAUCCACGUCUGCCUCUCCUACUACUGCUGACAAAGACCCUGCCACUGCUGGCUCUGACUAUGUUGUGAAAAAUUCCGAUGUCAUACAAUUUACAACUGGCUCUACCCGUGAAUGUCAUAUUUUCACCGUUAUUGACGACACUAAUGAUGAGCGUACUGAAAACUUCAUGUUGUCUGCCGUUAGCAGUAACAGCGCUUCUCUUGCAGUGACUGGAAUAACUAGUGCAGAAGUGUGCAUCCAAGACAAUGACUUGAUCGUAUUCGAAUUCGAUAUGUCUGUAUACACUAUUGAAGAGGGAGGACCUGCCAUUCAGGUUUGUAUCAACCUUGUGGAGGGAACUCUCACUAGAGAUGUAUUUGUCGAUGUGGAUAAUGUGAUUGGACAGGGAACUGCCACACUUAACAUGGACUACGUUGUGGUCAACCAACCCCUUCUCUUCCCCUCCGGCUCAUCCUCUGGUCCACCACCUUCCCAGCAGUGCUUCCCACUCCAGACAAUUGAUGACUUCAAUGUUGAAGACACAGAAUUCUUUUUCCUCUCUGCUACCUCUCCCGAUCCAGAAGCUGAGUUCACACCGGGGGGAGAUACUGCACGUGUGGACAUCAUCGAUAACGAUCUGGUACCUAUCAGGAUUGUGCCUGCUCCCGGCCUUGGCAUACCUGACUUCACCAUCCUUGAGUCGAAUGGUCCACAACAAGUGUGUGUUGAAAUCCAAAAUCCCUUUGGACAAGACCAUCUGGAGAAGUCAGUUUUUGUUACCCUCAGUACUGCUGACGGCACUGCUACGAGUCCUGCUGACUAUUCCGCAAUAUUUCAGCAAUUCAUCUUUACUCCUGCCAAUCAGAAUGAUCAGCUCUGUGUUAACAUUCCCAUCAUUAAUGAUGUUAUCUGUGAGGGUGAUGAGGUGUUCACUGUCAGCCUAACUUCAACUGACAAUUGCGUUAACAUCCUAAUGCCAUCUCAAGGAUCUGUCACAAUUGUUGACGAUGAUGUUGCUGUGGUUGGCCCUGAUCUGGGUGUGGUUCACUACAAUGUGACUGAGCGUCUGGAUGAUGCCGUAUGGAUCCCUAUUCGUCUCAAUGGACAGAAGGGACCUGGACGUCAGUGUGUUGUGGAAGUGAGGACCAUGGAUGGAACAGCCAGUGCUGGAAUGGACUACACUAGCAUGAUGACAACUCUUACCUUUGACAAUGCUAACGACCUUCAGACGUUCCAUGUUGAGAUUCUUGAUGACACAAUAUGCGAGGGCCAUGAGUCUUUCUCUGUUUACCUCAGUACCUCUAGCGAAGGGUGUCAAAUCUCUGAAAGUGAGCUGAUUGUUUACAUCUGGGACGAUGAGCUGCACUUUGGUGAUGAUCCUCAUUUCAGUAUUGCUCUUCCCGGUGGCAAGCUUCUCUGCUACACUGUACAAGGAGAACACGGAUUCUCUUUCAACCUAAUCAACAACGAAAUGAUUGUCAUGAACUCCAAGUUUGUUCCUGAUGCUCGUCGAUCUGAAGUGACUUGGCUCGGCUCCAUGGGAAUCAUUGUCCAAGACAGCCAAUACAAGGGAUCCAACAGCACCAAGCUACGAUUUGAAUCCUCUGAGAAAAAGAUCUACAUUGAUGAUAAAGUGUCUCUCGAAGCAAAGAAUAUUGAAAAGCUUACUUUCUCCAAUGGUAAACUUAGCAUAUCUGAGGCCCCUCCAGCAACUGGAUUCAGAUAUCCUUCCGUAAUGGUCGACCUCCAAGAUGUGGAGAUCAGCUUCACAAUCAAAUUCACCAACCAACAUUUGGAUAUGUACUGGCACAGCACUGGAAAGAAGAUCAUUGACUCUCAUGGACUAAUCGGUCAAUUUUUCCGUGAUGGAGUUGAGAUUGAUGAGGUGCGUAAGAUCCUGAUUAUGCCCAGUAAGGAACCUGUCCCAGUGAUGCGUCGUCCUGUCUGGGCCUUCAUGGAGAGAGAGGACAAAGACGACCAGCUUUGCUGGACCGCCAUGAAUCCUGGAUACCAGGGAGAGGGGCUUAUCGAUGGCUCCUACUUUGACUACCUUGUCGACGAUGUCAUGUCCACUGACUUCAAGUUCAACAAGCAAUCAAUAGUGAAAAGGUGUUUUUUGUUUGAGAUGAGUGGACAAUAUCGUCUACUGAAAGGGAUUACUAUCCUCCUUGGUCUAAUCACCUACUCCACAGCACAAGCACCAGCAUCUCCGGCCCCAGUUGCCUUUGAUGAUGUUUGUCAAACUCAGCAGGGAAUUACCGACAACUUGUCUUGUCCACGUAAUGAUGGUGUGUUAGAGUGCUACCCAAGAUCACAGCUUUGCGAUGGAAUGCAAGACUGUACAGAUGGCUCUGAUGAGGGAGUCAGUUUGAAUGCAUUGGACUGUACUGGACAGUUCACUGGAAGAACUACUGCACCAAUCGCUUCCUUUGUGUGCGGUGCUGGAGUUGUUGUGGAGCUGGAUCAGCUGUGUGAUGGUGUUGAUAACUGCCAAGGUGGUGGUGAUGACGAAACCACCGCUCUUUGCGAGAACAAGUGCUUUUUUCCAUACUAUGGAUCUUGUCCCUAUUCAAGAGAAUGUAUCUUUACUGACUUGGACUUGAAUUGUGGUUUGUGUCGUCCCGGCUGGGCUAGAAAUCCUGCUGCCAUCCUUGGAGAAUGCUUAUUUGCCAACUUUGGAUUCUCACUGACCUCUUUCACCGUGGUUGAGAAUGCUGGUCCUCUCAGUGGAUCUAUCACUCUGACUACAGCUGGUCAAAUUGACCGGGAGAUUCAAGUAGUCAUUCAGACUGUUGCUAGUGGAAGUGCUACUGCUUCUGCUGACUACACACCUACCGUGACAACUGUCAUAUUCCCAAGAUUCACGGGAGGAGGCAAUACACAGGAUUUUACUAUUCCUAUUAUUGAUGAGCUGAUCGUAGAAGGCACUGAGACAUUUAUUCUGUCUGCUACUAUAGUAAACGAUCUCGGAAACUUCACCGCUGGUGGUGAUACAGCUACUGGUGUCAUCAUUGAUAAUGACCAACUGGAUAUUGGCUACGAGUUUGGAACAUACGAUGUGAUUGAGGGUAAUGUGUUGCAAGAAGUUUGUUUGGUGGCAUUGAAUGGUGCUCAACUGCAAGUUUCUGCUGAUGUAACCGUGUCUACUAGCAACAUUGGACAAGCAUUGUCUGGCCAAGAUUACGAUGCUACUACUACAACUGUAACUUUCACGCCUGGAUCGAGCAGACAGUGCUGGUCUAUCAUGAUCCUCGAUGAUGCGAAUGACGAAGCUACAGAAUGUUUCCAAGUCAACUCAGUGACUCAAUCUGGAUCCAUCAACAUCCCUGCUGCAGGAAGUACUGCAAUGGUGUGCAUUGCAGAUAAUGAUGUUCUUGACUUUGCAUUCUCACAAAGUCUAUACAAUGUCGGAGAAGGAGAUGCUUUUGCUCAGGUGUGUAUUGACUUGACGGCUGGUGUUCUACAGAGAAGUGUACCCAUUGUGCUUACUACUUCUGAUGGCUCUGCCUUGAGUGGUGUUCCAGACUACACAGCUACCACCGCCACCAUUUCAUUUUCAUCUGGUACCGCCCCUGGGGGAACAGGUUCUCAGAUGUGCAUCAACAUCCCUAUUAGCGAUGAUAUUCUGGUGGAGAACCUAGAGAACUUCCUCGUGUCAGCUUCGUCCACUGAUAGUGAAGCCAUGUUUCCCACUGGAAACAGUGCGUCAGUUCAAAUCACAGACAAUGAUAUCCCCAUGUUCCAAUUCACCCAAACAACAUACGCUGUGGGUGAGGGUGUUGGUAAUGCUAUGAUAUCCAUCGAGCUUAUCGACAGGGAGCUCACAUUUCCCAUCGUCGUGAGUGUCUUCGAUGUAGCUGGAGGCAGUGCAACAGAUGGUGCAGAUUACACUGGAGUGGCAGCCAGCCUCAAUUUCUUGGCUGGAAAUGGACCAGGAACAAUAAUGUCUUUUGUUUUCCCCAUCAUUGAUGAUCCCAAUGUGGAGCCUACAGAAACAAUAUUACUUGAGGCCAACGCUGGUUUCCCAGGUCAAUUUUCAGUUGGAGGAGAUUCUGCUGUAGUUGCUAUUACCGAUAAUGAUGCUUGUGAGGUCGGUCUAGAACAACCUGCUUACACGGUCGGAGAGGCAAAUGUCAUGCAAGAGGUGUGUCUGAUAAAGACUAACAAUGCUGUGCUUAGUGAGAACAUUGACGUGCAAGUGUUCACUUCAACACUGGCAGCAAAUGGUGUCAAAGGUUCCGCCACAGCUGGUGUUGAUUAUAAUUCACUUCCUGGUGGAACCACGGUGACGUUCGGGCCUGGAAUCAUUCGUGCUUGUGUGAUGAUCCAAAUACUAGAAGACACAGACGACGAAGUGAACGAGUUCUUCCAAGUCAACGCUCAAAGCACCAAUUCUCAACUCAUCGUUUCAAGCACUGCCAACGACGCUCAAGUCUGCAUUACAGAUGACGAUUUUGUGAUGUUCAUGCUAACUCAGUCGGUAUACAAUGUUGAUGAGGGAGACGGUACAGCUGAGGUGUGUGUCGAACUUACUUCCGGCUCUGCUUCAAGAUCCAUCACUAUCAAUCUUGGUACCUCUGACAUCUCUGCCUUGGAUACAAUGGACUACACUAUGGGUGGUUACUCAGUAACCUUCCAGCCUAACGCUGCUGUUGGUACCCAAGUGUGUACCAACAUUCCCAUCACUGAUGACACUGAUGUUGAGUUGUCCGAGAGUUUCCUUGUCUCUGCAAGCUCUACUGAUUCUCAAGUCUUGUUCCCGGGUGGAAGUUCCUCCUCUGUGUCCAUUGCUGACAAUGACAUUCCAAUGUUCCGCUUCUCUCAAGCGGUGUACCCCACUGCCGAGGAGAACGGCCCAGUUACAGUCACUGUUGAGCUGUUUGACAGAAUGCUGACCUUCCCCAUUGCUGUGACUGUCAUGGAUAUCGCAGGAGGCUCUGCUACUGAUGGUGUUGAUUACAAUGGUGUGUUUUCUGUGCUGAACUUCAAUGCUGGUGAUGGACCUGGUACAACAAUGACCUUUACCAUCCCUAUCACGAACGAUAACAUUGACGAGAUAUUGGAGAACAUCCUUCUUCAAGGAAGUGCAGCUGCCCCUGGGGCAUUCCCUCAAAACUCAGCACAAGUACAAAUCAUCGAUGAUGAUGUAUGCGAGGUUGGAAUUGAAAUGGACACAUACAAUAUUAUCGAGAGCACUGGAAUGGUUGAGAUAUGUCUGGCCAAGCUUAACAAUGUUCAACUCUCUGGACCUGUGGAUGUGCUGAUAUCCACUUCUGCUGCUCCUGCUACUGCUGGCAAAAACUCUGCCAUUGCUGGAACUGACUACACUAUACAAAACUCUGUUGCCGUGACAUUCAUGCCUGGCACUGCCCGCCAGUGUAUCACCAUCCCCAUCAAUGAUGACAGUCUGGAUGAGCUUACUGAAAACUUUAUGGUGAAUGCUGUUAGCAGUAACAGCGCUUCCAUUGCUGUGACUGACAGCAGUGCUGAAGUGUGUAUCCAAGAUGAUGACUUGAUCAGAUUUGCCUUUGAAAUGUCUGUGUACACUAACGAAGAGGGGCAGCCUGCCGUUCAGGUUUGUGUCAACCUUGUGGAGGGAACUCUCACUAGAGAUGUGACUGUCGAUGUGGAUAAUGUGAUUGGACAGGGAACUGCCACACUUAACAUGGACUACGUUGUGGUCAACGAGGCCCUUCUCUUCCCCUCCGGCUCAUCCUCUGGUCCACCACCUUCCCAGCAGUGCUUCUUUAUCCAGCCAAUUGAUGACUUCAAUGUUGAGGCCACAGAAUUCUAUCAACUCUCUGCUACCUCUCCCGAUCCACAAGCUGAGUUCUCCCCUGGAGCCGAUUCUGCACGUGUGGACAUCAUCGACAACGAUUUACUACCCAUCAGGAUUGUGCCUGCUCCCGGCCUUGGCAUACCCGACUUCACUAUUCCUGAGGCCAAUGGUUCACAACAAGUGUGUGUUGAAAUCCAAAAUCCCUUUGGACAAGACCAUCUGGAGAAGUCGGUUGUUGUCACCCUCAGUUCUGCUGACAGCACUGCUAUGAGUCCUGCUGACUACUCUGCAAUCUCUAUGCAAUUCAUCUUCACUCCUACCAAUCAGAAUGAUCAGCUCUGUGUUAACAUUCCCAUCAUUAAUGAUGUUAUCUGUGAGGGUGAUGAGGUGUUCACUGUCAGCCUAACUUCAAAUGAUGAUUGCGUCAGCAUCCAAAUGCCAUCUCAAGGAUCUGUCACAAUUGUUGACGAUGAUGUUGCCACGGUUGGCCCUGACCAGGGUGUGGUUCACUACAAUGUGACAGAGCGUCUGGAUGAUUCCGUAUGGAUCCCUAUUCGUCUCAGUGGACAGAAGGGAGCCGGACGCCAGUGUGAGGUGGAAGUGAGAACCAUGGAUGGAACUGCCAGUGCUGGAAUGGACUACACUAGCAUGACGACAACUCUUACCUUUGACAAUGCUAACGAACUUCAGACAUUCCAUGUUGAGAUUCUUGAUGACACAAUAUGCGAGGGCCACGAGUCUUUCUCUGUUUUCCUCAGCAGCUCGAGUGAAGGGUGUGAAAUCACUGAAAGUGAGCUGAUUGUUUGGAUCUGGGACGAUGAGCUGCACUUUGGUGAUGAUCCUCAUUUCAGUAUUGCUCUUCCCGGUGGCAAGCUUCUCUGCUACACUGUACAAGGAGAACACGGAUUCUCUUUCAACCUAAUCAACAACGAAAUGAUUGUCAUGAACUCCAAGUUUGUUCCUGAUGCUCGUCGAUCUGAAGUGACUUGGCUCGGCUCCAUGGGAAUCAUUGUCCAAGACAGCCAAUACAAGGGAUCCAACAGCACCAAGCUACGAUUUGAAUCCUCUGAGAAAAAGAUCUACAUUGAUGAUAAAGUGUCUCUCGAAGCAAAAAAUAUCGAAAAGCUUACUUUCUCAAACGGCAAACUUACCAUAUCUGAGGCCCCUCCAGCAACUGGAUUCAGAUAUCCUUCCGUAAUGGUCGACCUCCAAGAUGUGGAGAUCAGCUUCACAAUCAAAUUCACCAACCAACAUUUGGACAUGUACUGGCACAGCACUGGAAAGAAGAUCAUUGACUCUCAUGGACUAAUCGGUCAAUUCUUCCGUGAUGGAGUUGAGAUCGAUGAGGUGCGUAAGAUCCUGAUUAUGCCCAGUAAGGAACCUGUCCCAGUGAUGCGUCGUCCUGUCUGGGCCUUCAUGGAGAGAGAGGACAAAGACGACCAGCUUUGCUGGACCGCCAUGAAUCCUGGAUAUCAGGGAGAGGGACUCAUCGAUGGUUCCUACUUUGACUAUCUUGUCGACGAUGUCAUGUCCACUGACUUCAAGUUCAACAAGCAGUAAACUGUGAACAAGAUAAAUUAUAAUGACAAAAAACAAUUUUAGACCAUAGUGUAGUAAAAACAGUUUUUAUCUCACCUGUAUGCUGGAUUUAGGCAAGAUACUUUUAUAGUAUAGUCUGUCUGAACAUAAUAUUAGUAAGAUUGUAGUAAUACAUCGUAUAUCAUGUUUGUAUAUCUUCUCUCAACACUUCA
Molecule: messenger RNA, 9713 nt
Organism: Halichondria panicea
Lineage: Eukaryota; Metazoa; Porifera; Demospongiae; Suberitida; Halichondriidae
Exons: 46
Coding region: 76-9522 (3148 amino acids)
Biological process (GO): cell communication; metal ion transport
Cellular component (GO): membrane
Molecular function (GO): protein binding
Source: RefSeq, a predicted model, not a curated record